Silurus meridionalis is the source of this 2940-nucleotide messenger RNA. It is a transcript of the gene slc35e1, whose product is annotated as solute carrier family 35 member E1. The transcript is spliced from 6 exons. Gene Ontology annotation, cellular component: Golgi apparatus. The record is from RefSeq and is a predicted model, not a curated record. NCBI's taxonomy places the organism in Eukaryota, Metazoa, Chordata, Actinopteri, Siluriformes, Siluridae. The coding region runs from base 154 to 1278 and encodes 374 amino acids. Gene Ontology annotation, molecular function: antiporter activity.
UCUCUCUCUCACUCACUCUCUCCCUCCCUCUCUCUCCACCCCUCCCACUCGUUCUCUCCCUCCUCCUCCCUGCGCUACGAGGUUGGAGCUCCACGUAUGAAGCUCUUCUCUCGGCAGUGAACAGGAUCCGCGGCGCGACACUCGGGGAGAAAGAUGGCGGCAGUGGAGCGUCCGCCUGCGAGGGAGGCGGUGCGGAUCGUGCUGCUGUGUACAUCCUGGUACACGGUGAGCUCCGGCGGCAACGUCAUCAACAAAAUCAUCCUGAACAAAUUCCCGUAUCCGGUCACCGUCUCGCUUUUCCACAUCUUCUCCAUCGUGCUGUUUCUGCCGCCGCUGCUGCGCGCCUGGGGCGUCCCGAAGUCUGAAUUACCGGCCACCUACUACCGCUGGUACAUUCUUCCUCUGGCGUUCGGCAAAUAUUUCGCCUCCGUGUCGGCUCACUUCAGCAUAUGGAAGGUGCCCGUGUCCUACGCGCACACGGUGAAAGCCACUAUGCCUAUAUGGGUCGUGCUGUUGUCACGGAUCAUCAUGAAGGAGAAGCAAACCACAAAGGUCUAUGUCUCCCUCAUUCCCAUCAUAAGUGGCGUCCUGUUGGCUACAGUGACUGAGCUGUCAUUCGAUCUGUCGGGGUUAAUCAGUGCUCUGGCAGCAACGCUUUGCUUCUCUUUACAAAACAUAUUCUCCAAAAAGGUUUUGCGUGACACAAGGAUCCACCACCUGCAUCUGCUCAACACUCUUGGCUUCAAUGCAGUUUUGUUCAUGCUGCCCACGUGGAUUUUAGUUGACCUGUCUUCUUUUCUGGUUGAUGGAGACUUUUCAGAGGUUUCCAGCUGGACUGAAACGUUGGUGCUGCUCAUUAUCAGUGGCUUCUGCAACUUUGCACAGAACAUGAUUGCGUUUAGCGUUUUAAACAUAGUCAGUCCUCUCAGCUACGCGGUUGCUAACGCUACGAAGAGGAUCAUGGUGAUCAGUAUAUCCUUACUAUUACUGAGAAACCCUGUUAGCCUGUCCAACAUCAUGGGGAUGAUGACUGCCAUCCUGGGUGUCUUCCUGUACAACAAGGCGAAAUACGACGCGAACCAAGAGGCGAAGAAGAAAUUGCUGCCGGUCUCUUCACAGGAUAUGAUUUCAUUCGACAAGCCCCAGUCUAAUGGCUCAGUGCCCUCAAAACAAGGCUCGGAAUAUCAGUACAGCCGGACCAACAUGCACAGCGACCACUUUCAGUACAGCCGGCAGGCCUACACAACGAACUAUGCCUCCAACCAAUACGUCGUCUAACGGAAAAACUGUUAAACCUCAACAGGACACUGUAUGUCAUGUGGAACUCGCUUUUUCUGUGCCAGACACUCCUAUUUAUUUCACUCGUUUUGGGUUAUUUUUUUCAGUAGUUUACAUAAGUUCUCAGUAAUUGAGGGUGCAAAUCAGACCUUUAGCCUUAGGUGGAAUUCAUUUAUAGGCUAAAAAUAAUAAUGUUCACUAUUAUAUUACUGUGUAUAAAUUCAAGGUGUUACGGUUGCAGUCAUUAUCGUUUAAAACAAGAGAAGGUCUCGGGCAUCGGAACUGCUUGACACUGGGACGACACGCGUUCUCAUUGUCCAUUAAAGACAAAAUCGUGAAAGAAUUGCUUCUACUUGUAAAUAUUUUCACGUAUUUAAUUUUUGUAGAAGUUUCCGAGUGAUGCAUAUCAUGGUUUUUUUUAUUUUUUAUGUGUAUCGCCUGUUGAAGGCCACGCUCUUGUUCUAGUCGGUACUUUUUCGGUCAUCAGUGUUUUCGCGUGCCAGUUCUUAUCAUUAUACGGACCCAUAGUAAUUAGGUUUAUUUGUGUUUAUUAUUCAGAAUCAAGUGGGUGAGUUAUUUUUUUUUUAAGGUGGGUGAACUUUGUAAUGUAAUGCUGGUUGAAAUUAAGUUGCAUAGGUGCACUUGUUUGGUAGAAUGCUGCAAUGCAAUUUUACAAUCCUCUCAGUUUGAUAUCAGUCAGUACUUUUUUUAGGAAAGUGCAAAUUAUACGUCAUUGGGUCUGAUCCACAAGUGACCCGAUCAACUUGUUCUGAGCAUCAAGGGUUUGUUUUGGGUUUCUUCGCAUGCUCAAACCAUGAGGAAUGUUUUUCAGUUGAUCAACACGAGCCAUUCUAAAGACGUUAUUGAUUAAGGCGUCGAUGAAUACGUCGAUGAAUGUUUUCCGCUCCGACAUGAUUUCGUAAAGUCAGUUGCUUUACAUUUGAAAUGGAUUUUGUUUAAAUUCAUAUAGUAGCAUAUAGAACAUUCAUUGGGUAGGGAAAUACGUAUGUUGUAUUUGUUUUUUGUUUUGUUUUUUCCAAAAACUGCUGGCAAAAUCUACUGUUUUGAUCAAUCGCUUGCCUCAGUCUGCUAUCUACUGUUUUUGUCAAUACUAUAGCCUUGAAAUGCAAGGUGUGAAGCAUAAACUAGAGUCUACCAGCUUGUUCAUUUUGCCAGAAUGUUUCAUUUGCAGCUAGAAUUUUGUUGAUGUUUGCACAGUUAUUCAGUGUUUCUUUGUAUUGUCUCUUCUCCCUAAAGCUUUCAGAAUUCCUCCGCUCGUGUUUUGCAGAUGUAUAUUUUUUAUCAUCAUGUGAAAAAGGAUCCAUUGACUUAAAGAAAAGAAAAAAAGAAAAUAGUAAUAAAUGUCUGACUGCCGGGAAGUUAGACACAGUUUUAAUAAAAAGCAUGUAAAUUCCUCUCUGCAGCUUAAGAGUAACAUGUCAAUGUGAUUUUUCUUUUUGUAUGCAAGUAUAGAGGUUUUUGUAAUUAUUUUUUAACGCAGUCCAAACUGAAUUCGAAGCCGCAAGAUUUUAGCCGUUUUAAAGGUCUGUGCAACUGAUGAUCGAACGCUUCAUAAAACACGUCUGAUUGUGGGAAUCGAUUGUUCUUUGGAAACCGCUUAGUAUGAAUGAAUGAAUUAAAGGUUGUGAGAGAACAAGAUUA